AGAGCGCACUUAUUUUUAACCCAUACCAAUGAUCAUUUGAAUGCGUAUUCUCCGCUGCUGCUGGCGGUGCUGCUGCUGCUGCUGCUUGCCAUUGCCGUUAGUACAGGCGCGCAAAGCAUCUUGGGAUAUGUGAGGCCACGAAGGAUGGUAGUGAUGCAUCCUCCGAAUUCAGGGAAAAGUGGGACGCAUUAGAAGGGCGCAUUUUAAGGACCCUUCGAUUUUUGGCGAAUUGGGACAGCCUUCGCGCAGCGUUGUGACGAAAUCAUGGCAGACCUUGGCAUCAAAGCAGGAGACAAGGUGCUGUUUGUCUGGGCUCAGCCCUCAACGCCAGCAGCCCUGACUCAGUAUGUGGAGGAACUGGGUGCCACUGUGGGUGCAGAGGGCAAAGUGUCAGUGGAGAACAUGGAGAGACUGCUGAUGUCCUCCCAUUCAGCAUCCACCUUUGACUGGGUGCUCUCUUGCCUUCUGGCUGACAGCUCCUCCAUCCACAGUUCAGAGACUCUAGCUGAAAUGGCCAGAGUGCUCAAACCCGGUGGGAAGCUAGUUCUGGAUGAACCAAUAACCGGAGUUGAGAUGCAAAAUGUGAAGACUUCUGAGAAGCUGGUGUCAGCUCUGAAGUUGUCAGGCUUCAUGUCAGUGACUGAGCUCAGCAAAGCAGAACUGAGUCCACAGGCACUGAGCUCCCUCAGGACGGCCACCGGUUACCAAGGAAACACCCUGUCUAAAGUCCGCGUAUCUGCCUCUAAACCCAACUUUGAGGUGGGAUCAUCCAGCCAAAUUAAACUGUCCUUUGGGAAGAAGACACCGAAGCCAGCAGAGAAACCUGCUCUGGAUCCCAACACUGUCAAAAUGUGGACACUCUCAGCCAAUGACAUGAAUGAUGAUGAUGUGGAUCUGGUGGACUCUGACGCUCUGCUGGAUGAAGAUGACUUGAAGAAGCCAGAUCCAGCUUCUCUUAAAGCUCCAAGCUGUGGAGAAGGUGCUGGAAAGAAGAAGAAAGCGUGCAAGAACUGCACGUGUGGUCUUGCUGAGGAGCUGGAGCAGGAGAGUGCAGGGAAACAGAAGACUAAUCUACCAAAAUCUGCCUGUGGAAGUUGUUACCUUGGUGAUGCGUUCAGGUGUGCCAGCUGUCCGUACCUGGGCAUGCCAGCCUUCAAACCGGGAGAGAAGAUCGUGCUGGACAACAACACGCUGACGGACGCUUGAACCUGCAGAGAUCACACAUUUAUCACCCGUGCUUUCGAAACAUUACAUUCCUUACUCCUCCAUCCAUCCUGAGAUGCCCCUGAACACUCGACCGCCUCUGCUACAGUGACUGGAGUUUCAUCAGUGGACGUCUCUGCUGAUGUGAUGGGACUCUCUGUCUGUCUGUGUGGAGCUCAGUGAGACGCCUUCUGUUUGAUGACUUCAGAGUUUCAGAUUACAACACACAACAUCAUGUUUUGUCUGUGAUUCACCAGCGUUGAUUGUCGUGCUCUUCUGUCACAACAACAGCAACAGCGAGAGCAGACUUUCUUAAUUUGGCACUGCAGCUUCGACAGUGAGGAGCAAAGGGAUUUGAAGGAAAUGGGAAAAAAGGCCACUGGCUUUGCAGUUUCACUCCUGCUGCUGUUAAUCCUGAAAAUGAUGGUGUGAGAGUGAGUUUCUCUGAAGCAUCUAAAAGCACUGAAAUGCAUUUGUUCUUUUCAUUUACAAUUCUAUUUACAUCUGAUCACUGAAGUAAUAAUGUUCACCAGUACAGUUACAGCUUUCAGAGGUCCGUACACAAAGGACACAACCUGAUUCCAUCUUAUUUAUGUAUAUAAAGGUUUGGCAAUAAGAGUCGCUGCUGUCUUUUUGUGUUUGAUUUCAAUACAAUAAACUAAAGCCGGACUUAG
This is a messenger RNA of Toxotes jaculatrix (banded archerfish), 1877 nucleotides long. It is a transcript of the gene ciapin1, whose product is annotated as cytokine induced apoptosis inhibitor 1. NCBI's taxonomy places the organism in Eukaryota, Metazoa, Chordata, Actinopteri, Toxotidae. The transcript is spliced from 9 exons. The record is from RefSeq and is a predicted model, not a curated record. Gene Ontology annotation, molecular function: iron-sulfur cluster binding. Bases 265 to 1206 code for a protein of 313 amino acids. Gene Ontology annotation, biological process: iron-sulfur cluster assembly. Gene Ontology annotation, cellular component: cytoplasm.